Molecule: messenger RNA, 1504 nt
Organism: Alnus glutinosa
Lineage: Eukaryota; Viridiplantae; Streptophyta; Magnoliopsida; Fagales; Betulaceae
Exons: 3
Coding region: 188-1201 (337 amino acids)
Source: RefSeq, a predicted model, not a curated record
AUAUGCACAAACGCACGCACGCCCGCCUCUUGUCUUGUCUUCUCUUCUCCAAUCCAUCUCUCUCGCUGUAAAUUUCCUUAACCUUAUUGAGCUCUCAAUUCCGUUCGAUACGGUGCGUUUUGAUUCCUUGAAUCUUUUCUUGGUUUCCAAUACUCGGUCAUUGCGCUUACGUAAGCGAAACCGAAACAUGGUGUUUCACGCAGUAUCCGAAACAACCGAGACGCCACCGGCGCCGGCACAACCGCCAGCCAUAGUCUCCUCCGCCUGCUCUCAGAAGCCCCAGGCCCAGCCCCUCCAUGGCUUCGCUUUCUCCGACUUCAAGUGGCCAGUCAACCACUCUACCACCAAUCACCACCACCGGUUCCGAAACAGACUCGCCGACUCGGAGCCCCGACCGAAAUAUUCUCCCGUGGUCAAUGAAGAUCAUCAUCAUCAUCAUCGGCGGGUGGUUCGGAAACUCGCCGAGUCGGCUCGGUCUACUGACUCGGAGCCUCGUCUCGGUUCUCCGCUUAAGAACGAUCACCACCAGGUCAGUAAGCUCGGCGGUUCGACUCGGAAGGAGUUUGGGUCGGAGAAUCGGAAUGAUCCGGUGUGUGACGGUGUGAAUAAACCGGGUUUUCCUGAGCCUCCGAAGGAAAACUCGGAGAAGAAGUCAACGAACCCUGUCCGUGUGAUCGAGAAAUCGACGGCAUCCGAUGUGAAAUCGAAGGUCUUCAUUCGUAUCCGAACCAAAAGCAAGUCCGACGCUGAUGCUGGCGACGAUGGAGCAGCAGAAGCAACGGAUCAAACAAUCUCAGCCGCCGCGGCGCCGGAAGCCGAUGAACCAGCGCCAAAGACGUGGAAUCUCCGGCCAAGAAAACCGGCGCCGAAGCGUCCCAACGCAGACGGAGGAGCACCGGAAGCUGUUGGAGCGCCGGCGCAGGAUACCAAAACCCAGCCUCUGGGUCACGCCGAACCGUCUCGGGCCCGAAACGGAACGGACACGAAAGUUUCGAAGAAGAGGCCGAGACUUUCGAUUUCGCUCUCUAAGGAAGAGAUCGAAGAGGAUGUCUUCGUGUUCACGGGCUCCAAGCCCGCCAGAAGGCCCAAGAAGCGACCUAGGAACGUUCAGAAACAGCUCGAUAGUGUUUUUCCGGGAUUGUGGUUGGGUUCGAUAACGUUGGAGGCAUACAAGGUCACCGAUACUCCUGGGAAGGUCUAAUCAAGGAAGGGUCAAAUAAGACUGAUGCUAAUGUUGUCGUUCUUUGACUGUCUGCUAGAACUUUGAAGGCUUUGAGACUGCGGCCUCUUUUGACAUAAAAGGAAGGUAUAACAGGCCAUAAAACUUUGAAGAUGAAUGGAUGACAUUGUAUCCUGUUUUUGCGUAUCUUGAAAGAAAUCUCAAGUGUUGGAAAGAGUUAUAUGGUUUUUAGUGGUUACAUAAGUAGUCAGAGAUGUACAUAUGGGUUAAAAUGAUCGAAGUUUGAAUAAAUUUAAUGUUAACAUUGUCUAUAGCUUUGAAUGA